Molecule: messenger RNA, 1608 nt
Organism: Pocillopora damicornis (cauliflower coral)
Lineage: Eukaryota; Metazoa; Cnidaria; Anthozoa; Scleractinia; Pocilloporidae
Product: adenosine receptor A2b
Biological process (GO): G protein-coupled receptor signaling pathway
Cellular component (GO): plasma membrane
Molecular function (GO): G protein-coupled receptor activity
Source: RefSeq, a predicted model, not a curated record
CCAAGAUUUGAUUUGCUGAGCUGUAAACAUUAUCAUGUUCUAGUAAGAUAAUUUACAGUUAACCGCUGUGUUGAUGAUGUAAAUUGUUCCCUGUAAAAUGUUUCUAAAGCUGACUUUUCUAACAUUGCCCCUUCGUCAGAGCUAAGAGACAUGUCACAGCAGUCUGAUCCGUACGCUUUCAGCCCUACGGGGACCGUUACCCGAGUCAACUUAACGUUUCGUGUUUCAGGACUGUUUGAUUUCUUUGAUUGCUGAUCUAAAAUGCUUCUCUAACUUGAUUCUAAAUUACACAAAAGAGUAUCGUUUAAAAAUACUAAAUGUUCGUUUGCUAAAGUAUUUUUGCCCCCCAAAUUUUCUACAAGCUUCUUCAGUUCAGAUUUAAGUGUAAACGUUUGUUUUCAUGGCAGGUCAAAAGAAAAACAGUGCCCAGUAAAAUGGAUUUAAACUCAUGGAACAUCUUCUGGGAUAUAUGUUUUGGUGUAUUGGGGACUUUGAUCAUUGUAGGAAAUAUUCUCACCAUCUGGAUAUUCUUCAAACAGAGACGCCAAAAACGCUCUUACUCACUUCUCAUAAGCUUGGCAGUUGCUGAUUUGCUGGUGGGAAUUUUUGCUGUCCCUUUUUAUAUAAAAACAGUUGUAUCACAGGAAUAUACAUGGUACGUUAUUUCCAUGGGUGUUGACGUUUUCACUGGCACAACGUCCAUCUACACUCUUGCGGUCAUUUCCUUGGAAAGAAUGUACGCCGUCGGUUGGCCUGUUCGUCACAGAACUCUGAACUAUCGUGUUUACGUCUGCGCUAUUAGCAUACCGUGGAUCAUAGCGGCAAUAUUUACUACUUUAGUGGUGUUACGGAUACUUAAUAUGAUAGGGAGGGAGCAUUUCUUUUAUUGUCUUGUUUUAAUUCCUGGAAUCCCUCUAAUAACUGUAUGUGUAGCAAACUUUGUUAUUUGGAAGAAGCAGAAAACGCCAUUUCGCGACCAGAAUCAUAUCAAAAGAGAAGUGAAAUUGGCGAAGACACUAGUUCUCAUAACAGGAACAUCGCUUUUUACCUGGCUUCCUUUUCAAAUUCUAAAUAUUUUGUUUGAAUUGAAAGUCACACAAAAUUUUCACCUUUUUGAAUUAACUGUAUUUAUCAUCAAAUUUUUACAGUUUAGCAAUUCACUUGUGAACGUGAUAAUUUAUCCGUUCAGGAUGCCAGAAUUUAGGCGCACUUUAUUCCAGAUACUUAAUUUCUGUGUAAUUCCCUUUGGAAGAUUCAGCAUUGCGGUAUCUCCAUCAGCUGGGACCGGGUCAUUUUCGCAAUCAAACGUUCACCAGGAAAGUUCGCUUUAGAGUCUAAAUCCACUCAGGCACAUAGACAUUCCUACAAUGGAUGAGGAAUAUAAAAUGUAUUUUACAAAAAUAUGCAAAUAUGCUGAAAAUGAAUGUGUGCCAAAUUUUUAAUUAAAAUUUAAAUUUUUAGAAAAUUUGAGGAAACCCCCCACACUCAAAAGUACGAGAAUACGCAUUGAAGAAAAAACAAAAAGUCAGUGAAGAGGGAAGAAAGCCAAACGACAAUUCUUGUCGAGGAAAACCAAAGAAGCAUCGAGAGCACGAAAGAUGCGUAAGA